AUGGAUGAGGAUGACACCCAGGAUAUCACUAAUGACCAGGACAUUACUGAUGUGACCAGGGAUCCAGUCCACCUGAUUAUUCUGUCUCACUCCUACGACUCUCGGUCAUUUGGAGGGCUCCUUAUCCCUGGUUCUAUAACUGGUGACCCAUAUGCUCCAACCUGGUGGAAGCAGUUGCUAGCAGGAGGGAUAGCUGGAGCAGUGUCCCGCACCUCGACUGCCCCCCUUGACAGACUCAAAAUCUACAUCCAGGUGUAUGCUGCAAAACAUCAUCUGAACUUGUUGGGCAGCUGGAAGGCGAUGGUGGAAGAAGGUGGCUACCUCUCACUCUGGAGGGGCAAUGGAACGAAUGUGACAAAAGUUGCCCCAGAGACUGGCAUCAAGUUUCUAGCUUAUGAGAAGUAUAAGAGGUUUUUUGAUGAUAGCCACUCCAAGCUCGAUCUGCACCAACGUUUCAUCGCAGGGUCUCUCGCUGGAGUUACUGCUCAGACUAUUGUCUAUCCAAUGGAGGUACUGAAGACAAGACUGGCACUGGGGACCACUGGGCAGUACAAGGGCAUCAAUGACUGUGCAAGGAUCCUUAUCAAAAAUGAAGGCAUCACUGCCCUCUACGUAGGAUACGUGCCAAACCUCCUGGGCAUUAUCCCUUAUGCUGGGAUUGAGCUUGCUGUCUAUGAAAGUGUGAAGAAAGCCUAUUGUCAGGACUAUGGCCAAAACCCAAGUGAGCCUGGAAUCUUUGUUCAUCUCGGCUGUGGCACCAUUUCCAGCACCUGUGGUCAGUUGGGCAGCUACCCCCUGGCACUUGUGAGGACCAAGAUGCAAGCACAUGCCAUUGUCAGAGGUGGGCCCCACGUGAGCAUGCAUAAUCACUUCUACAACAUAAUCCGAGAAGAGGGCUUAUUUGGUCUUUAUCGAGGAUUCACACCUAAUUGCAUUAAAGUAGUCCCUGCUGUCAGCAUCAGCUUCGUCGUUUAUGAGCAAAUGAAAAACGUCCUCGGCCUCAACUCAAAUUAA
Molecule: messenger RNA, 1014 nt
Organism: Carcharodon carcharias (great white shark)
Lineage: Eukaryota; Metazoa; Chordata; Chondrichthyes; Lamniformes; Lamnidae
Product: calcium-binding mitochondrial carrier protein SCaMC-3-like
Exons: 7
Coding region: 1-1014 (337 amino acids)
Biological process (GO): transmembrane transport
Molecular function (GO): ATP transmembrane transporter activity
Source: RefSeq, a predicted model, not a curated record